Messenger RNA from Cavia porcellus (domestic guinea pig), 1669 nucleotides. It is a transcript of the gene Gid8, whose product is annotated as GID complex subunit 8 homolog. Gene Ontology annotation, biological process: positive regulation of canonical Wnt signaling pathway; proteasome-mediated ubiquitin-dependent protein catabolic process. Lineage: Eukaryota; Metazoa; Chordata; Mammalia; Rodentia; Caviidae. The record is from RefSeq and is a predicted model, not a curated record. The transcript has 5 exons. Gene Ontology annotation, cellular component: nucleus; cytoplasm. Gene Ontology annotation, molecular function: protein binding. The coding region runs from base 213 to 899 and encodes 228 amino acids.
UGAUCUCGCGAGAGGUGGCUGAGGGGCGGCCAUCAGAGCGUCUGCCCUCACGCUCCCCGCCCCGCCCCCGCUUCGACCGCGGUUUCUGCCUCCGCCUCCCCCUGCUUGGCGCCUGCCGCCGCCGCCCCUCCCCGGCCCCGGGAGCGGCCGUGGAGUCCCCGCCGCCCACAGCGCGUUGCGCGGGAGGCGGGAUCGGCACGAAAUAAAUCAGAAUGAGUUAUGCGGAAAAGCCCGAUGAAAUUACAAAAGAUGAGUGGAUGGAAAAGCUCAAUAACUUACAUGUCCAGCGAGCAGACAUGAAUCGUCUCAUCAUGAACUACCUGGUCACAGAGGGCUUUAAGGAAGCAGCAGAAAAAUUUCGAAUGGAAUCUGGAAUUGAACCAAGUGUGGAUCUAGAAACACUAGAUGAACGGAUCAAGAUUCGGGAGAUGAUUUUGAAGGGUCAGAUUCAGGAGGCCAUCGCCUUGAUCAACAGCCUCCACCCAGAGCUCUUGGACACAAACCGGUAUCUUUACUUUCAUCUGCAGCAACAGCAUCUGAUUGAGCUGAUUCGCCAGCGUGAGACGGAGGCAGCGCUGGAAUUUGCCCAGACACAGCUGGCAGAGCAGGGCGAGGAAAGCAGAGAGUGCCUCACAGAGAUGGAACGCACCCUGGCCCUGCUGGCCUUUGACAGCCCCGAGGAGUCGCCCUUCGGGGACCUUCUCCACAUGAUGCAGAGGCAAAAGGUAUGGAGUGAAGUUAACCAAGCUGUUCUAGAUUAUGAGAAUCGAGAAUCAACACCCAAGCUGGCAAAAUUACUGAAGCUGCUACUUUGGGCUCAGAAUGAGCUGGACCAGAAGAAAGUAAAAUAUCCCAAAAUGACAGACCUCAGCAAGGGUGUGAUCGAGGAGCCCAAGUAGAGCCAGUGCCCAUAGACCCUGGCGCUGUCACGAUGGCACAGGACUCAGCUCCCCUCGGACUGUGACGGAAAGAUUUCCACUGCAGUAGAGAACCCUCUCCCCCUACCUUUUUUUUUUUUUUUUUUUGGACCCAGAAUCUUUAAAGGGAACGUGUCCCUUUUAAAUGCUGGCAAACCCACGCGAAAGACACCCUGGAAGUCUGAGCCAUCCGUGCACCUCGGCACACCCUCAGGCUUUCAGCGCCUUGCCAGUUACUACCCAGUGCUCCUGUGUGUGGCUCCUGCGGGCUUAGCUCAUCGCUGAGUGCUGCGUCGUUAGGGAACCCCAGUUAAACUUAGGGCCUCCCACUCGGAGGACGGGAAGAGCACUGACCCUUUCGCUUUCUUUCAGCUUGCGGGCAGACAGUAUGUCUCUUUGAUUUUGCCAAGUCCUGUCAGGCCUUUAUCUUCAGUUUUUCCUUACCCUUUCUUUUUCAAUUAUUUUUUGUUCCAUUUUUCAUAGGAAAGAAUAUAUAAAUUUAAAUCCUAAUUCAAAGAUGACUUUUGUGCAAGGGUAUUGAGUUUGGCUUGUUUUUCCCUUUUGGUCCAACUUGUGUGGCUUUUGGGGAGAUGUGUAUGUGUGAGGGGUGGGGCUGUGUGUUUUUUAAUUUUUUAAAUAUAUAUUUUGGUGCUGUAUGUGAAGAGAGACUUGUUUAUAGAUCAAUGAACCAUCUCUUGUAGGCAUAUUUGUUGAAAAUAAAGGUUUCUCUUUGAUUUCAAGAAUGACCAAAA